UCCAAGGUAAACCCUUCGUCGUGGAACUCUCUAGAACCUCGUCAACUCUCCCCUUCAACCCCAACAGCACUAUUCAUUCAGUAAGAAUACUCACUCCCUUAAGACCCCUCGUCUUCGUUUUCCUCGCUCUUUAUUCAGUAACUGUACUCACUUCCCUCUUGUCAAAAUUCAUUCUCCGAAGAAAAGGAAGCGAAAUGGAAGAAGACUUCGACAUGCCCCAAGCUGAGGAGAUGAACGAAGACUUUGAUCUCCCCGACGAGGACCCAAUCCUAAAGGUGGGCGAGGAGAAGGAGAUCGGAAACCAAGGCCUCAAGAAGAAGCUCCUCAAGGAAGGUCAAGGCUGGGAUACCCCCGAAGUUGGUGAUGAAGUCGAAGUUCACUACACGGGGACUCUGCUUGAUGGAACGAAGUUCGAUUCGAGCCGCGAUAGGGAUAGCACUUUCAAGUUCACUCUCGGACAAGGGCAAGUAAUUAAAGGAUGGGAUGAAGGCAUUAAAACCAUGAAAAAGGGGGAAAAUGCUCUUUUCACCAUCCCUCCUGCGCUAGCCUAUGGUGCAUCUGGCUCACCUCCAACUAUUCCUCCGAAUGCAACACUCCAGUUUGAUGUCGAGCUUUUGUCUUGGACUAGUGUAAAGGACAUAUGUAAGGAUGGUGGUAUAUUUAAGAAAAUACUUAAGGAGGGGGAAGGAUGGGAAAACCCCAAGGAUCCUGAUGAAGUAUUAGUUAAGUAUGAGGUUCUUCUGGAAGAUGGAAAGGCUGUGGCUAAGUCUGAUGGAGUGGAGUUCAGUGUCAGAGAGGGUCACUAUUGUCCUGCAUUGUCAAAGGCUGUUAAAACCAUGAAGAAGGGAGAGAAAGUUAUUUUGACAGUGAAGCCACAAUAUGGAUUUGGUGAGAAAGGGAAGCCAGCAGAUGGUGAUGAAGGAGCAGUUCAACCAAAUGCAACAUUGCAGAUUACUCUCGAGUUAGUCUCUUGGAAGACUGUGUCUGAGGUAACUGAUGACAAGAAAGUGGUGAAGAAGAUACUCAGUGAAGGGCAAGGAUAUGAGCGGCCAAAUGAGGGGGCUGUUGUGAAAGUGAAACUGACUGGUAAGCUGAAAGAUGGCACUGUCUUUGUGACAAAGGGCCAUGAAGAGGAGCUGUUUCAAUUUAGAACAGACGAAGAGCAAGUCAUUGAUGGGCUUGAUAGAGGUGUAAUGUCCAUGAAGAAAGGUGAAGUGGCAUUACUGACUAUUGCACCUGAGUAUGCUUUCGGUUCGGCAGAAUCCCAGCAAGAGUUGGCUGUUGUUCCUCCUAACUCAACUGUGUAUUAUGAGGUGGAGCUAGUUUCGUUCGAGAAGGAGAAGGAGUCCUGGGAUCUGAACACUCAAGAGAAAAUUGAAGCUGCUGGUAAGAAGAAAGAAGAAGGAAAUGUAUUAUUUAAAGCUGGUAAAUAUGUAAGAGCUUCCAAAAGAUAUGAUAAGGCAGUAAAGUUUAUAGAAUAUGAUUCCUCCUUCAGCGCUGAUGAGAAAAAACAGGCCAAGACCUUGAAGGUUGCCUGCAAUCUGAACAAUGCUGCUUGCAAGUUGAAGUUAAAAGAAUAUAAAGAAGCAGAGAAAUUGUGUACAAAGGUCCUGGAGCUUGAGAGUACCAACGUGAAAGCUCUUUACAGAAGGGCCCAGGCAUAUAUGCAGUUGGCUGAUUUGGAUUUGGCUGAAUUUGACAUUAAGAAAGCUCUUGAUAUUGAUCCUGACAAUAGGGAGGUAAAGCUGGAGUACAAGACUUUGAAGGAGAAGGUUAAGGAGUAUAACAAAAAGGAGCAGAAGUUUUAUGGAAACAUAUUCAACAAGUUGACAAAGGCUGGUUCUUGAUUUCAAUUGAGUUGAGUUUAUAUACUCGUGUUAUUGCAGAAACCAACUACUCCACGGUACCAACCAUGUGUUAUUGACAGCAACAUGUGUAUUUGUAACGAAUUAUAUAUUUGAAACUGAAGUUGAGGGCCGGCUUUCUCGGGUUUGAUCUUUCGGUGUAUUGAUUGUGGACUUGAACGUGACUAUGAUGAGGGACACAUUCAUUUCAUAAUUGAUAUUUGAAUUUGAAUUUGUAAUUUGACUUAAAACAAA
This is a messenger RNA of Arachis ipaensis, 2099 nucleotides long. Its product is annotated as peptidyl-prolyl cis-trans isomerase FKBP62. Gene Ontology annotation, molecular function: peptidyl-prolyl cis-trans isomerase activity; protein binding. Lineage: Eukaryota; Viridiplantae; Streptophyta; Magnoliopsida; Fabales; Fabaceae. The record is from RefSeq and is a predicted model, not a curated record.